GGAAGAGGAAGAAAAGAAAGAAAAGAUAGCAAAGUGCAAUGUCGUAUCACCGCGGAGGUCAAACGGGCUCCGUAGCCGUGUCUUACAGUACCAGCCCAAUGGCACCACAUUCACCUAGCAGGCGAUAUUCAAGUGGCUCGACAUCUUCGAGUACAACAACAUCCGGAGUUGGAGGUGGUGGUGGUGGUGGUGGUGGCGGUGGUAGUAGUGGUGGUGGUGGUGGUGGUGGAGGUGCUAGUAGCAGCAGUGGAGUAACCGGUAGUGGAGGGAGCAGUAGUUCAACGUCCAAGUACAAUUACACCUCAAGAGAUACCCCAUCGUCGCUUCGAGAUCGUUCGAGCAUUUAUUCAUCGUCCCCAUCAUCGACGAUUCCUAGUCUUCGUUCCAGCUACGUUUCCGAUUGCAGAAGAUCUUAUUGCCAAACUGGAAGUUACUACUCAUCGGCUACGACCAGCAGCCUCCGCAGGAGCUACUUGUCGGAGUACAGCCGACCUCAGUGCUCACCCUCAAGGUCUUCGUACGGCGGUGAUACAACUGGCAUCGGUGGAAGCGUCUGUAGUACUUUGGCAAACGGCAUCAGUAGCAUCGGUUCCAGCGGGCGAUACACAUCGUCAACAUCAUCUUCCUACCUAUCAUCUUCAACCGCUUCCUCGAGGGAUCGUACCUUGGAAUCGUCGGCGUUACGUCGAGACAUUAACGCGGACAUCAUUGGAAGGUGUUCGCCUUUGGUUUACGUACCUAGCGUCGUCCGUCACUCUUCUCAGAGUGGCACUCAUCGUUGGAAGCAACAGCAACAUUCGAAGGCAGCAACAACAGGGAUUGGUGGUUCGUCUUUGAACGAAUUGAUCGGAGGGGAGGAACACGAAAGGAAACGAACGGGAAGUGUACGUCCCGAAUCUUCACUCUCCUCGUCUUCCUCGUCGUCAUCGUCGUCCGCCAUCACAGGUGGUGGGCUUUGGUCGAGGUCUAAGGGGAGGCCACCUAUCGCCGGCAGCACGGUGCUCACCACCGGUACGGGGCAUGCACGCGCCCACAGCGCAACAUCGUCCGUCGAGGUAACAAUCGCCGGUCAUCGGGCUGACGAGGACGAUGACGACGACGAAAUCGACGACGACGAUGACAUUGAGAACGACGACGACGACGAGGACGAGGAAGACGACGGCGACGUCAACGACGAUAAUGAUUACGUGAACGACGAGGACGAGAACGAAGACGAGACUAACGAGCGCGAUAACAACGACGACGACGACAACAACGAGGACGACGAGGACGACGAGAACGAGGACGUUGACGCGGCCAUUGGGCCAGCGAAUGUAAAUGACGACGAUGACGACGACGAGGACGACGAUCGACGGAACGACAAUAACAACAAUAACGCCAACGGCAAUCUCGACGGGAGCGGCAACAGGAAUAAUACUAGCAGCAAUUCGGGCUCCAACGAGGAGGACGGAUACGUCUACGAGCAGCUAGAUUAUAACGACGAUCCGCGGCGCGACGAUGACGACGCGGAUAACAAUCGUAUCAACCGCCAUCACCACCAACGCUCUCGUCGUUCGGUCAGCAACAAACAACGUAUCUCCGUUUCCCCGACGGCCGAACGUAAUGUCGCGGCGACCAUAGCUGCCGCCAUUGUUGCUGCCGUUAGACCGCGUAACGAGGGUGGUGCUGGCGGUGGUUUGAUUCCUGUUAAUCUUGACCUGCUAACUAAUCUCGCUAAUACUAAUCCAAAUAAUACCACCGAGCAUUUGAUCGAUAACGACGAGCAGAGUAGUCAACACAAUUCCUCGCUCCAGUCGGACGAUUUUGAGAUCGACGAUAACGAGGUAAUACGUGGGGUCAACGAGAUAGCCUCGAUCGAGCCGGUCGAUACUUAUCGUCGGAAUGUUCUUUCCUCUGGAAAUCACGACAUAUUGGACGGUCUCAGUACCAAAAGCAAUUCGCCCGUUAAUCCAUUCGAUAUCGAGGAAAAUGACUUUGAGGUCAGGACUUUGUAUACCGUACUUCAGAACGGUCUGUCGGGAAGAAACUCCGAUGACCAUUCCGACGAUCCGUCCGUACCUUCGACGUCCAGCCGGCAGGAAGGACAUUUCUCUGGAAUCGACAGGAACACGGGGGCAUCCGCUAGUGGUGGUCUUACCUCAUCUUCCCCUGCAACACCUAACACGAGACAGCAAAGUCUCUAUCGCGCUGGCAACGAGCAGUUCGAGGGCAGUCCAACCAAUAGACCGGUGCGUAAUCCAUUCCAAGCUCAUCGGGACGAAAGAUGUGGCUUAAACGGUUUGCGAAAUAUCGGAAAUACAUGUUUCAUGAACAGCGUGAUCCAGUGUCUGAGCAACACCAGACCACUUUUAGAAUACGUGAUGAACGAAUAUUACUUGGUCGACAUAAAUACCACAACGUCGAGUAUGAAAGGUGCUUUGAUAAAAGCGUUCAGUCAAGUAAUACAAGAAUUGUGGCAAGUUGACGGGGAUCACGUGGUCAAUACAUUAGCUUUAAAAUCUCAAAUACAAAGAUUUACGCCACGAUUCAUGGGUUAUAGUCAACAAGAUGCUCAAGAGUUCCUCAGGUAUUUGUUGGAAGGAUUACACGAGGAUGUUAAUAGGGUCACCAUUAAACCACAGCCGAUUCAUACGGACAUACCUGAUAUGUAUACGGACAGCGAAAAAGCGGCAGAAAGUUGGAAACGUUAUCUAAGAAGCGAGGACAGCAUGGUAGUCGAUUUAUUUGUUGGACAAUUAAGAUCGUCCUUACGUUGUACAUUCUGCGAUCACGUAUCGGUAACGUUGGAUCCAUUUUGGGAUUUAAGUUUACCGAUUCCAGCUAGAAGUGGCACGGUCAAGCUCAGCCAAUGUUUGGAACAUUUUACGCGUGAAGAGGUUCUCGAUGGCGACGAGAAACCAACGUGCUCGAAAUGUCAGAUGAGAAGAAAGUGUACCAAGAGCUUCGGCAUACAAAAAUUUCCGAAAAUUCUUGUCAUUCAUUUGAAACGCUUUUCGCCGAUGGAACGAUUUCGUGGCAAGCUGAACGUAAUGGUUGACUUUCCAUUGAUGGACUUGGAUCUCAGUGCCUUUGCCGCUCCAAGAGUACCGGGUUGCACGUACAAUCUUUACGGUGUCGCCAAUCAUUCCGGUACAACUUAUUCCGGUCAUUACACGGCGUAUUGCAAGCAUCCGUAUUCAGGAGAGUGGCACGAGUAUAAUGACAGCCAUGUUUCGGGGAUAUCAGCUAAAUCGGUUGUUUCCAGCGAAGCCUAUGUAUUAUUUUACGAACAGCAGCCCCAUAGUUCUCAUUUGUAACCUCACGCCAUGUUGUUUGAUCAGCGACCAUCUUGCCUCUUGAUAUAUUAUGUACCAGGCUCGGUCCAGCCUUUUAGCAAUACUCUUCUAUCGUGUGCGAUAUUCAAAAGCGAACAGUAAAUAAUAAACUGGACGACAAGGACGGGUCACUUUACUCAGGAACGUAGCGUAUUUCGCGCGACGUCUGUGACAAAAGCCUCUCUAUUGUUCUUUUUCUUUUUCUUCUUUUUCAUUUUCUUCUUCUUUUUCUUCUACUACUUCUUCUUCUUCCUCCUCCUCCUCUUCCUCUUUAACUUUUCUUUUCUCUCGACAAUUUCUUUCUCUCUUUUUUUUCUUCUUCUUUUUUUUUUUUAUUUUUUUUGCUGCUCUCGCGCGUUUUUUAUUUCUUCUUUUUCUUUUCCUUCUUUUUUUUCUUCCCCACUUUGAAAUUUUACUUUCGACGAAAUGGAACGAGUUGAGUUUAAUCCAAUCGACUUGGUAAAAAGAAAGGGGAAAAAAAGGAAAAAAAAAUAAUAAUAAUAAAAAAAA
Messenger RNA from Vespa mandarinia (Asian giant hornet), 3824 nucleotides. RefSeq lists its product as uncharacterized. Lineage: Eukaryota; Metazoa; Arthropoda; Insecta; Hymenoptera; Vespidae. The record is from RefSeq and is a predicted model, not a curated record. Gene Ontology annotation, biological process: protein deubiquitination. Gene Ontology annotation, molecular function: cysteine-type deubiquitinase activity.